Messenger RNA from Polistes canadensis, 3308 nucleotides. It is a transcript of the gene Wdr59, whose product is annotated as WD repeat-containing protein 59. Bases 369 to 3263 code for a protein of 964 amino acids. The transcript has 19 exons. The record is from RefSeq and is a predicted model, not a curated record. Lineage: Eukaryota; Metazoa; Arthropoda; Insecta; Hymenoptera; Vespidae. Gene Ontology annotation, molecular function: protein binding.
GGGACACCUACCGGCUUGUGAUAAACGAGUUGUUUAUGCCUCUUCAAGGAAUUAAAAAUAAACAAAUUUUACUUGUUUGCAUUUCAAAAUUGUAUCUUUAUAUAUGUAUUCACCGUAAUUCUCUUUAAGUGUAUUUAUACUUACAUUAGAAUUUUACGCAAUAAACAAAAAAUGAAUUCUUUUAUUGAGACUUGGUCUUCACCGACUUAAGAUAAUUAUUUUAAUGAUUUGAAUACAUAGCUAUAUAUAUAUAUAUGGAGAUCAGUGGAAAAUAAGAUUUCUUGCUGCUUAUACGUACGAUCUGACGUAUUUGUAAUUUUUCUAACCUUAUUACAGAAUGUUGACAAGUAUUUGUAUUCAUUUAUAAAAUGUCAAAACGUUGGAGCAAUGAUUAUGUGGUUACGGAACACCGUGACUUACAGGCUAAUACUAUGGCCAUAGAUGCAACUGGCAAUUAUGUUUUACUAGCUGGUCGUAGAUAUUUUGCCAUAAAACAACUGGAUGAAUGCAAAGAGACAUUAAAAAAAUUUCAACGACAAAGCAAAUAUGAAGUAGGUUCUGCAGAAUGGAAUCCCACAUCGCUAAAUUGUCACUUAUGUGCAAUAUCAAGUAAUACCCGUAUAGAAAUAUUAAACCUUUCAACAAAUGGUGGAUAUGAAUUGCAAACUAUUUAUAGUCUUAAGGCACACACCCGUGUUGUUAAUGAUAUAAAUUGGCAUCCUAAGGAACCUGACAUCAUAGCUUCUUGUAGUAUUGAUACUUUUAUACAUAUUUGGGAUAUAAGAGAUCAACGCAGACCUUGUUUAUCUUUAUCAGCAGUUGCUGGAUCUUCACAAGUACGUUGGAAUGGCUUAUCAUCUCAUACAUUGGCUACUACUCAUGAUGGAGAUAUUAAAAUAUGGGAUCAACGUAAAGGAAACAGUCCUGUUCAAUACAUAGCAGCUCAUUUAACAAAGAUACAUGGUUUAGAUUGGUGUCCAUUUAAUCAAACUCAAUUGGCAACAUCUAGUCAAGAUUGUACGGUUAAAAUUUUUGAUAUUGGCAAUCCAAAAAAGGCAGAAAAUAUUUUAACAACAAAUUCUCCUGUAUGGAGAGCACGAUAUACACCUUUUGGAGAAGGAUUAGUAACGAUUGUAGUGCCACAGUUAAGACGGGGAGAGAAUAGCCUCUUAUUAUGGAAUACAUCGAAUCUUAGUGCUCCCAUAUAUACUUUUGUAGGACAUACUGAUGUUGUUUUAGAGUUCCAAUGGCGACAUAAAAAAUUAGAAAACACGGACUAUGAAUUAAUUACGUGGUCAAAGGAUCAAUGUUUAAGGGUAUUUAAAAUUGAUCCUUUUUUAAAAAAGUUAUGUGGACAUGACAUUGACGAUAACGCAUCAGUUUUUUCUCAAUAUGGAAAAGAUAAUGCAUUAAGUUCUUUGCAAUCUGUUCAACAACUUCAAAUAAAUGAUGCACAAAAUAACCAGGAAACAAAUUAUAUAGAAACAAAAGUUGAUGAUUCUGCAUCAAGUACAGAAUUAAGUACAUUUUCUGAAAAUACAAAAGAUAUAUCAUCACCUACUCAACCAAAAACAUUACAACAAGAAUUUUCUUUAAUAAAUAUGAAUAUACCAAAUAUAGAGGUAAAUGCUAUGGAUGCAAGUGAACGAAGUUGUACUGUUACAGCGUGUAACACUAAUUAUAAUGUAGUACUUAAAGUAAAUUUCCCUAGAAAUUAUCCAUACAAUGCACAACCUACAUUCCAAUUUUGUCCUGGAACAAGCAUUGAUAAUGCGACAAUGGCAAAAUUAUUAAAAGUUUUGAAACAAACUGCUCAACAACGUGUCAGAAAAAACCGAUCCUGUUUAGAACCAUGUCUUAGACAAUUGAUUAUAACAUUAGAACAAAUAUGCAAAAAAGAUGAAAAUGAGACCACUCAUCUAGAUUAUUAUAUACAGGAUAAUGCAAACUUUUUGAAUUCUUCUAAUAUGUGUUCUAGUUACCAAGAUGCAUAUAUACCAUUUCCUCGAACAUCUGGUGCCAAAUUUUGUUGUGUAGGUAUACUUGUAUGUUUUGGUCGAUCUUCAUAUCCAAGGAGGUCUUCGGUAAAACCUGAAAGUAUAACACCUAGAGCAUUAUCUGCUUUAGGAAGCGGAAUCAAUAAUGGAGAACAUUUUAUGAAUAUGUAUCCAAAUACUUAUGUAGCAUCCAAUGAUGGUAUAUCGAUCAGUUCUUUUUAUUUUCAAGACCGUAAAAACAUAAGACGUAAUUUACAUGGUACAAAUAGGAUACAUGAUAGACCAUGUUGUAAAAAUUAUCGUUCAUUAGUUACAAUUUAUGAAGCUUCGUCUCUAUUUUUUGUUAGUAAAGAAUUAGCAGAAAAAUAUAUUAUUAAUAUAACAGAUAUUCCUGCUAUGUGUCAGUAUAAUGCAAAUGUUGCUGCUACAUUGGAAAGAGCUGAUUUGGUACAAGCUUGGUGUUUAGCUGCACUUGUUAUAUCACAAUCUUCUUCCAAUAUAGGACAAAACUUAUUUCAAACGUCAGAAAAUGAUCUUGCUCCGUGGACUUUACAUCCGUUUGGAAAAAAUUUAAUUCACUCUUUAAUUCAGUAUUAUGCUAAUCAAUCUGACAUACAAAUGGCUGGUAUGUUGAGUUGUGCAUUUAGCUAUCGAUCUGAAAAUGUAGAUGCUACACAAACACGAAUAGUUAGCAAAUCUGUUAAUGUCAGUCCUGGUGGUUCCCCAUACCAUACAAUUCAUCUAGCGGAUACAACACUAGAUGGGUGUAAUUUUCCAAAUUUAAAACAACAUAGAUCCAAUUCAUGGUCUGAAUCUUUAGACGAUUUGAAAACUAUACAAGAUACAUUUGGAGAUUCUGUUAAAAAUAUAAAAGUACUUGAUGACAAAUAUACAGCACUUUAUAAUGGAUAUAAAAAAGCAUACGCAGAAGUUCUACAUAGAUGGCAAUUGUUAGAUGCAAGAGCACAAGUGCUCAAGCAUGUAAGCAUAAUGCCAAUUGAUAUUCAUAAAGGUGUUGAAUUCCAAAGCGAAUGUCAAAUCUGUGGUAAAGUUUGCAGAGGUCCUCAAUGCUUAAACUGUAAACGUUUAACAUUUCAAUGCGUAAUUUGUCAUAUUUCAGUUAGAGGACCAAGCAAUUUUUGCAUUCUUUGUGGUCAUGGUGGACAUACUCAACACUUAGCAGCCUGGUUUGUUAAUGAAACAGUUUGUCCAGCAGGCUGUGGAUGUUGUUGUUUACAAGAAAGUUCUAUACUACUUAAAAUGUAAAUAACGCAAAUGUACAUAUUAGUAAAAAAUAUUACUUAUCACAGU